Messenger RNA from Phlebotomus papatasi, 2094 nucleotides. RefSeq names its product histone acetyltransferase Tip60 (gene Tip60). Gene Ontology annotation, molecular function: histone acetyltransferase activity. Gene Ontology annotation, biological process: regulation of DNA-templated transcription. Bases 211 to 1647 code for a protein of 478 amino acids. The record is from RefSeq and is a predicted model, not a curated record. The transcript is spliced from 5 exons. Lineage: Eukaryota; Metazoa; Arthropoda; Insecta; Diptera; Psychodidae.
ACACUGACCGACCAAUGACAUGUCAUGUGGUGCUUGCUGAUUGGUCCAGGUCAUUCGUAAAAGCAAACCCGCCCGAUCUCCACCGCGACUGCAAAAUUCAUCCCGGGCGAUAGCUCUAGCGGAAAUUUUUGGUACUUAGUUGACAGCUAUAAAACAUCAAAACAAGAUUUUUGUUUCUCUCCAAAAUUGGUGAAAAACCCGUGAAAACCAAUGCAAAUAAUGGAUAUUGAUGAAGAUGCAUCAUCCAUUUGUGAGUCUACAGCAUCGCUCACGGAAGGAUGUAGACUCCCAGUCCGGAUGAAUGGGACAAAUGAUUGGCCACUGGCUGAAAUAAUUAGUGUUAAGGACAUUAUGGGACAGCAACAGAAACUCUUCUAUGUACAUUAUGUAGACUUUAAUAAGAGACUCGAUGAAUGGGUUAGUGAGGAUUUUAUGGACACGAGAAAAGUACAAUUUCCCAGAAAAGAUGGCUCAACCACAGGACAAAAUACUGGUGUUACAACACCCAAAAAACAACCCACAGUUCCCACCACGGGAAAUACUUCGAGACCCGUGAGUCCAGUCACACCCUCCAGUGAGCUCGUCAACGGAAGUGCUGUUCUAGCGGCAGCACUACAGAAAAAGAUGAACAGAAAGCGAAAGCUGAGCACUGUUGCGCAGUUAAACAUUCCGUUGCAGACAACCCCAUCCGUGGAUGUAGAAGAGAACUCCCAAGAGGGCUCACAGCAACAAACACCCCGACAAUCUGGCAGUUUAGUGGCACACCAUGAUGAUGUGGUGACAAGAAUGAAGAAUGUAGAGAUGAUUGAGUUGGGUAUACAUCGGAUAAAACCAUGGUAUUUUGCACCAUAUCCCCAGGAAUUGUGUCAGAUGUCCUGCAUCUACAUCUGUGAAUUCUGUCUAAAGUAUCGGAAGAGCAAAAAGUGUUUAGAGAGGCACAUCAACAAAUGCAAUCUCAAGCACCCGCCCGGCAAUGAGAUCUAUCGCAAGGGUACAAUUUCAUUUUUUGAAAUUGACGGACGAAAGAACAAAGUAUAUGCCCAGAAUUUGUGUCUUCUGGCUAAACUCUUUCUCGACCACAAGACUCUCUACUAUGACACUGAUCCGUUCCUCUUCUAUGUGAUGACUGAAUUUGACUCACGGGGCUUCCAUAUAGUUGGAUACUUUUCCAAGGAGAAGGAAAGUACAGAGGAUUACAAUGUUGCAUGUAUACUCACGAUGCCACCGUUUCAACGGAAAGGAUAUGGGAAGUUACUUAUUGAGUUUAGUUAUGAAUUGUCCAAAUUUGAGGGUAAGACAGGAUCACCUGAGAAGCCACUGUCAGACCUCGGACUUCUGUCCUAUCGGAGUUACUGGGCACAGACAAUUUUGGAAAUUCUACUGGCCCAGAAGCCCACCGGAGAAUUAGAAAAACCGCAAAUUACAAUCAACGAAAUCUGUGAACUAACCAGUAUCAAGAAAGAGGAUGUAAUAUCCACACUACAAAAUCUCAAUUUAAUUAACUACUACAAAGGCCAAUACAUCAUCUCUCUGAAUCGUGAGAUAAUAGAUCAACAUAAGAAGGCAAUGGAGAAGCGAAAAGUACGCAUUGAUCCAAAAUGCCUUCACUGGACACCGAAAGAUUGGUCAAAACGGUCAAAGUGGUGAUGGCACCAAUCCCUGUUGAGACUUUUUAACGUGUUUCAUUUAUUUAAUUGUGUGUCCACGUGUCCGUAUUGAGAAAUUGUGUUUUUAAAUUCAUUCAUUGUACAUUCAAUGCAGCACUAGGUAUGCAAAUUUAAGGAUUUAAAUUUUAGUAGGAUAUUAGAUGAUAAGAAAUUAAAAAAAAAACAAAUAUGCAAAAAAUUCAAGAGUCUCGCGAAUGCAUCGCGUAGGCGGAUGAGAUUAAUUUUCAAAAGGCCGGAGAUCUUUUGACAAAAAAUUUGAGGUUAUGUUUUUUAUAACUGCAAAAAAGGACGAUUAGGAGAUUUCAGGAAUUCAUGUAUUAUAGAUGAAGAAGAAGUGAGAAGCAUAUAGAAUCAUUUACAAUCAGUGAAAAAUUCUGUCGAAUUUGUAAAAUAAAUCUUAGACAAUUAAAUUAUUUUAAUCGCCUAA